Messenger RNA from Dalotia coriaria, 1261 nucleotides. Its product is annotated as very long chain fatty acid elongase AAEL008004-like. Lineage: Eukaryota; Metazoa; Arthropoda; Insecta; Coleoptera; Staphylinidae. The transcript is spliced from 7 exons. Gene Ontology annotation, molecular function: fatty acid elongase activity. Gene Ontology annotation, biological process: very long-chain fatty acid biosynthetic process; fatty acid elongation, saturated fatty acid; sphingolipid biosynthetic process. Gene Ontology annotation, cellular component: endoplasmic reticulum membrane. The record is from RefSeq and is a predicted model, not a curated record. Bases 157 to 1068 code for a protein of 303 amino acids.
ACGUUGACGCACCUUAGCGUCGCUCAUUGUUGCGUGCUGGUCCGGCGAAGACACAUCGCGAAAAUCGCGGCGGGAACUUCGGUUCGUGACGCUGUGAUUACAAAACGCGACUAAUAAUUUCGAUAAUUGUGUGGAUUAUAUUUCAACAGCAUCAACAUGAUGAAUUUGUGGAAUGGUUAUCAUUACAUAUUUGAUACAUAUGGAGAUCCUAGAGUCAAAGGAUGGUUUCUCAUGUCUUCGCCAUUCCCUACCAUUGCGAUCUCGCUGAUAUACGCCAUCACCGUGACGAAAAUCGGCCCGAAGUUGAUGGAAAAUCGCAAACCGUUUCAACUACGGAAAACCAUCAUCGCUUACAACUUCAUUCAAGUGCUGUUGAGUAUCUUUCUGUUUCACGAAGCCUGUGUUAAUGGAUGGCUCACAUUCUACAGUUACACAUGUCAACCUGUGGACUUUUCAAAUAAUCCCGUAGCACUUCGUACUGUCCGAGGGUGUUACUUGUAUUUCCUCUCCAAGUUUUUUGAAUUUUUAGACACGGCUUUCUUUGUGUUAAAAAAGAACAAUCAUCAAAUAAGUGCGUUGCACGUAAUUCAUCAUGGCAUAAUGCCAAUGUCAGUCUGGUGGGGAGUUAAAUUUUUCCCAGGAGGCAAUUCAACAUUCUUCGGCUUUCUCAAUACUUUUGUACACAUCAUAAUGUAUUCAUAUUAUUUAGUAGCAGCGCUAGGACCACAAUACAAGAAGUAUCUUUGGUGGAAAAAGUACCUGACUCUUUUACAAAUGGUUCAAUUCACGCUCGUUGGAAUUCACGCCGCUCAAUUGCUGUUCAUCGAGUGCGAUUAUCCGAAAGUGUUCGUUUAUUUGAUCUUCUCUCACGCGCUGAUGUUCUUGUACCUGUUCUCUAAGUUCUACGAUCGUAGCUACAAACGUGACGAUAAGAAACCGGCAGUGAACGGUGUUGACGUAUCGGAAAAGAAAAGUAAACACGCUGUGAAUAAUAAUACGCUAACAACGAUGUGCUUCCCCGGACAAGAUACGCUAUUUGACGAACGUGCAAAUGCAAAAGUUAAAUGAAACUUGAGUGAAACAACUGUUGAAAAUAUUUCUUUCAGAGUAUUGGAAGAGUCAUCGCUUUUACAUCGUUGCUAAAUUUUGUAAAUAAGUACUGAAAGUGGGUAUUCAGAAUAAGCAAAUGUGUAUCGUUAUGCAUUGUAUUUUUACCGCAGUCGUGGUUUGUAAAUUAAUAAUAAUAUUGAGGUUUUGUUUU